AUGCCUCUGAAUCUUCUAACCUUCGGUCUCACUGCUUAUUCCUAAGUCAGACACGGACAAUGGACAGGGGCAAAGUUCAAGUGCUUUAUGAUGCUUGCAGCGCUAUAUUUUCUCAGGAAGGACUUACAACUUAUCAGCAAAUCCAGUAUCUGAAAAAUCUCCUUGACAGAAUUGAAGCUAUUGAUGUGGGAAUUGAUGAGUUUGGGAUGGGCGAUUCUCCGAUCUCAAGCCCAGACAGUGGCAGCAGCAGGGGAUUGCUUUGUGCGCAAGCUUUCUCGGAAAUAACAUACAUUCACAUCCAUGAAUGCGACCAUUUCUCUAUGGGGGCGUUCUGUUUUCCAGCAGGAAAGGUAUUCCCGCUUCACGAUCAUCCAGGAAUGACAGUGUUGAGCAAAGUCCUCUAUGGUUCCGUCCACGUCAAAGCCUAUGACUGGAUCAAGUUAGAUGCCAGCGGCUGCCCAACAUGGGGAUUGGCAAGCAAGGUGGUGGACGGAAUAAUGGAAGCAGCAGAAGAGCCAUCCGUACUGUUUCCGAGAAGUGGAGGCAACAUUCACUGUUUCACAGCGUUGACGCCUUGUGCCAUCCUGGACGUGCUGUCUCCCCCGUACUCUCAGGACCUGGGAAGGCCUUCCACUUACUUCUCAGACUUCCCCAUCCCUUCCCUCCCUGGUUAUGCUUGGCUGGAGGAAAAGCCACUGCCGGAUGACCUCAUUGUGAAAGGAGCGCCAUAUCUGGGACCUCCCGUUGCAGCCGAAUGCGAUAUUUGUCUCUGCGGUUUCACAAAUUAGGUGUGACUUGUUUAGUUAGUCUUCUCAGGCUCAGGCAUGUGUAGAUCCCAAGUGCAGAAGCCCAACACCACCAGAUAGGUGAUUUGGUCAAUAGCUACUGUCUGUCUGUGCGUUUGACCCUAGUAAUGACGGAGCCCAAAAGUUUCACCUCCAGAGCAAGGCAAUGUUUAGUGUUUUGCUGUCUCUGCUCACUGAGAAGCUUUACAUCUUAAUCAAGGGGCUCCUACCACGGUAAAGAUUAUUCAAAUAUAGCUGCUGCCUGCCGCCUUAGGAUUUCUUGUACCCCCGCUUUAAAACUUUGUAUUAUAUACUAACAUUUCCAACUCCAACGUGUAAAUGUUUUUUUUUUUUUGGGAAUUAGAUAGAUAAGUAUAUUGGUUCGAGGUUAUAAGUAGAAUUGAAUCCAUAACUCUUCACUUAUAAGAGAAUUUAUACAACACUUAGAUAUAAUGUCAUUAUCUGCUGGUCCCAGCUCUUCACUUUUUUCGUUCA
Prosopis cineraria is the source of this 1280-nucleotide messenger RNA. Its product is annotated as plant cysteine oxidase 4-like. Bases 60 to 788 code for a protein of 242 amino acids. Gene Ontology annotation, molecular function: oxidoreductase activity, acting on single donors with incorporation of molecular oxygen, incorporation of two atoms of oxygen. The record is from RefSeq and is a predicted model, not a curated record. NCBI's taxonomy places the organism in Eukaryota, Viridiplantae, Streptophyta, Magnoliopsida, Fabales, Fabaceae. The transcript is spliced from 5 exons.